AUGGCGUGGUUUACUGGCAGUUUUAAUAAUAUCACCGAUCAAAUUUCCAACUUUACUAAAGAUGUCUUGGUCGAAGGAACACAAGAGAUUCCAGAUCAUCUUACUGAGCUGCAAAUUGCUAGAAAUCUCAUUACACAAUUAGAAGCUGAUGCACAGCAACAUAAGGAAGAGUAUGAAAGAUUGAAAAGGCAUCAAAAUGAAAUGGAAGAGCGCUCUGAAGCUGCUGAAUUGCAAAUAUCAAGUAUAUCACGAGAAUAUCGACAACUUUUACUAGAAAAAGAGAAUCAACUGAAGAGUCUUAAGCAACAGAACGAAGAAAUGUUGGAGAAACAGCAACUUAUAGAUGCUGCCUUAGUUGACAAGGCUUCGAUGGAGCAGCAAAGACAAGUUACCCUAAAUAUGCCCAAUACAUCUACCGGUCUAACGUUUCCGGAAACUGUUGACUUUACUGAUAUAAUUUCAUGUCAAAGAGAGAUUAAUAGAUUAUCAAUGGAAUUCUCGAAGAUGCAAGUUGAACGCGAUCGAUGGAGACAUAUUGCCGAUGAAGUAAGUUAUCUUCGACACAGCGAUCUGAAAUCGCAAUUAAGCAAAGAAAUAGAUGACCAUAAUCGUGAAAUGGUAGCUCUAGAACAAGUUCAUAAUGAGAGGAUACGCGCUGUAAUGCAGAAGCAUAAAGAGGAAACUAACGCCUUGAAUGAAUCUCGCUUAGAUGAUGCUGAGACAAUUAAACUUCUAAAAGAACAAAUUCAAAAUUCUACCCAAGGUAAGACUUUCCAGAGCGUCUCUCGUUUUGCUUUCAAUGCAAGAUCCACAAAUCAAAUUAGUUCUUUGAUCAACUAA
This is a messenger RNA of Trichoplax adhaerens, 840 nucleotides long. RefSeq lists its product as uncharacterized. The transcript is spliced from 5 exons. Bases 1 to 840 code for a protein of 279 amino acids. The record is from RefSeq and is a predicted model, not a curated record. NCBI's taxonomy places the organism in Eukaryota, Metazoa, Placozoa, Uniplacotomia, Trichoplacea, Trichoplacidae.